AUGUCGCUCGCGUCCGCGCCCGUGCGCGCGCGCGCGACGCCGUCGACGUGGACGCGACGCGUCGGUGGUGGAAAAGUGCGAUCGCGACCGGUGACGCGCGCGAUGUGGAUGAAAGCGAAUGAUGACGACGCGGGCGUGACGCGUGGCGAACGAGCGAGCGCGGCGGCGACGGCGAUGCUCACGGCGGCGAUGACGCUCUCGGCCGCGGGCGCGGCGCACGCGGGGGUGAAGGAGGUGGAGGAUUACUUGAUCGCGUUUUGGCACUUUCGCACGGCGGAUACGACGAGCGUGCUGUUGUACACCGUGGCGCCGAUCAUGGUCCCGUACGGGAUCUUCUCGAUUUUGAUCGGGAAGAAGAAGGAACAGCAGUUGGCGGAGCUCGAAAAGGGGGGCUGGCUCGCGUUCAUGAAGGAGCGAGAGUUGAACGCGGAGAUGUUGGAACUGCCGCAACUGAACGCCUUCGUCAAGGCGGCGGACGCGGGGGUGUUGGACGACGCGAUGGUGACGGAGUUCGUCCGUAAGCUCAAGGUGAGCGAACAAUGGAAGAAGAGUACGAUCGCGAUCGAGGAUAACCGCGCGGAAGAGGCGAAGAAACGCGCCCGGGCGGAGGCGAUCAUCGAGGCGAAGAAGGCGCGCGGCGAUUUUGAGAAGACCAAUUCGCGCUGA
Messenger RNA from Ostreococcus tauri, 666 nucleotides. RefSeq names its product unnamed product. The record is from RefSeq and is a predicted model, not a curated record. The coding region runs from base 1 to 666 and encodes 221 amino acids. NCBI's taxonomy places the organism in Eukaryota, Viridiplantae, Chlorophyta, Mamiellophyceae, Mamiellales, Bathycoccaceae. The transcript has a single exon.